Lolium rigidum is the source of this 4064-nucleotide messenger RNA. Its product is annotated as probable ubiquitin-conjugating enzyme E2 24. The record is from RefSeq and is a predicted model, not a curated record. The transcript is spliced from 10 exons. Lineage: Eukaryota; Viridiplantae; Streptophyta; Magnoliopsida; Poales; Poaceae. Bases 1139 to 3715 code for a protein of 858 amino acids.
ACCAAAGUGACAGGGAGGAAUCCCAUUAGCGCAAAGAAAAAUUUAGGAUUUUUCGAUUUUAGUUUAGGCGCGGGCGCGGCCCCCGAUUAAAGAAAUCGAAAGAAUUCGGGUGCGGCACCACCGGGAAAGCAAAGGCGAGCCCUCGCGCACCGUAGAAAUUGGCCACCGCCAGCCAGCCAUCCCUCCAUUCACGAGCAGGGCCGAGCACCAUCGAGCAAAGAAGCUUCCCCCCUCUCACUCUCUCCUCCCUCUCCUCCCGCUGCCACUGCGUCCUGCCGCGACCCGCGAUUCGGUCCGAGGAGGAGGGGAGGUGGUUCCGGUGAUCGUUUCUUGGAGAAGUCGGAGGUCUUGCAGGCUCUGUGGGGUCAAGGGGCGCUUGCCGGCCAUGGUAGAAGGGCUCGCGGAUGGAUUGAGGCGCGGGGGAAGGGGAGGCUUGCUCCCUCUUCUUCGGUGAUCGGUUCUGGGAUUCGUGGGAUGGCGGCGUGCUGGGUUUGGCACAGGAUCAGUUAAUCCCUGAUGAAAAGUUGUCUGUUGCAUGAUCAAUAUUGGUCAUAAUGCGCGGGUAUAUUCUCUGAUGGCUACUUAUGAGUGUUGAUCAUUGAAAGGAAGCGAAUCAUUUGGUUGGAAUUUCCUCUCUGGGAAUUAUCUCCUGUAACAAGCAAUUCCUUGUUUUAGGGCAGAUCUCCUUUGGCACUGAUAGCGACUGUUCCGUGGUUCACUUGGGCAAUUCUCCUUUGGCAAAACCUAUCUAGUUCUCGGCAAAUCUCCUUUGGCAAAACUACCUAUAGUUCUUCCGAUCUCCUUCGUUAUACGCUGUCGCUUCCGACUGCUCCACUGCUCCCUGGACCUAUCUCCUUUGGCAUUAGCUUUAGAUAUAGAUUGCUAUCUGUUUGGCACUACCUUUAGGUUCAUAGUCCUAUCGAGGCAAAUCUCCUUUGGCAUUAAGUAUUAUUAGUGUUUCCAUUUGGGCAAAUCUCCUUUGGCGGUUACUGGAUAUCAGGGAAUUCUUCUUUGGCAUCUGCACUCAAGUGUUCUGACUGUACACAUUGGUCCGAACGUCAACCUGCUGCUCAAAGGUUGUUCUUCACUUUAUCAGAUUAUCACAGAACACAGCUUGUUCCAAAAAGGGUUUGUAAACAUGGACUUGUUUGUUAUUGACUCAGACAGUGAGUCAUGCACCGGAACCAGUGACAGCGAGGACCAAGAAGAAUGUGAAUUUACGUACAGCGACCAUGCACAGAGCAUCUUAUCAAGCUUGGAUGAGAGCAUCGGCAAGAUUGAUGAUUUUCUUACUUUUGAAAGGGGUUUUCUUCAUGGGGACAUAGUCCGCCCUGUGUCUGAUCCCUCAGGUCAGAUGGGCCGCGUUGUUGGGGUUGAAAUGUUUGUGGACUUGGAGACAAACUCUGGUGAUAUAAUAAAAGAUGUCAACAGCAAACAGCUUUCAAGAGUGAGAUCCUUUGUCUCUGGUGACUGCGUGGUUAUGGGACCAUGGAUUGGGCGGGUGAUCAGGGCAUUUGACCUGGUAACCGUUGCGUUCACUGAUGGGGCAAAGUGUGAAAUGCUGUUAAGGGACUCUGAGGUGCUGACGCCCAUUCCUCCAAUCCGUUUUGAAGAUGCACCUUAUUUCUACUAUCCAAGCCAACGUGUGAGGAUUGCCCAUCCCCCUGUUUCCAAGUCAGGAACAUGGUUGUCUGGAUCAUGGAGGGCCAGUCGAGAUGAAGGUGUUGUGUCUCAUGUUGAUGUGGGGCUUGUGCAUGUGAACUGGAUAACCUCAGUGACAAAUGUUUGGGGUGAUCGAUCAUCAACUCCUCCAAACUUUCAGGAUCCAAAGAACCUCACUUUGCUCUCAUGCUUCCCUUAUGCUAAUUGGCAGUUGGGUGAUUGGUGCAUGCUGUCUGCUGGUCACGAUGGAAGUCUUGGGGCAAUGGAUUCUGUCAAGUCUUGCUUUCCAAGUGAAGACCGUUCUCAGUAUUCUCAAACAUAUGUCGUUGGUAAGACAAAGAGCACAUUUGACGUUCUAUGGCAAAAUGGAAGUAUAUCUCUUGGGCUAGAACCCCAGAACUUGGCUCCUGUUAGCACCCCUGGUGAUCAUGAUUUUUGGCCAGGACAAUUUGUCCUGGAGAAACUGGCAGUAGAGGAGGCUUCUGAACGCCAGCGGAUUGGGAUAGUGAGGAAUGUGGAUGCACUUGAGCGGACUGUAAAUGUAAAGUGGAUUGUUCCAGUGGAUGAUGACAUUGCCAGAUAUGGAAGUGGCCCCACUGAGGAGACAGUGAGUGCUUAUGAGCUAGUAGAGCACCCGGAUUUCUCCUUUUGCACUGGUGAAGUUGUUAUUAGGUCGGCUCUGAACAUCGACAAGUCUGAAGCAGAUCUCACCAUUGGAACCAUGACAGUUAGCAGGAAAAGUUUGGAUACCUCCUCUGGCUUCUUAUCAUGCAUUGGCAAUGUUCUCAGGUAUAAAGAUGAAGGAAUUGAAGUGCAAUGGGCUAGUGGUAUGGUAUCCAAAGCGCAACAUUUUGAAAUAAUUGGAUUAGAGAGGCUUCUAGAUAAUUCACUGGAAUCAGUGAAUGAGGUGCAUAUUUCUGUUGAUGACGAUGCUGAGCAGGAAAUAAAUCGCUAUGAGAGUACAAAGAAUGCUCUGGAAGAAUCUGCUGAAGACUGCACUGUUUCAUUACGCAAUGCUUUCAUCUUCUCCAAAACAGCUUUUGGUUUUCUGACAAAUGUGGCUUCUAGUUUCUUUGGCGUUCAGGAUUCUACAUCGUCUAGCUCAGUUACUGCAGAUCCUCGGUAUCAAAUUGUGAAGACAACAGAACUACAUUCAUCUGCAGAGGAUUUCCCUGAAGAAAAGCAUAUCAUGGAUUUGGCGACACAGAUUGAGAAGCCACAGUUACCUUCAGAAAAUGACAUAAAAAGAUUUGAUGUUGUGGUGGACUGUUCUGAUCAUCAUUUUGUGAAGGAAGGUGGCCACGAAAAUGUCAAAAGAGGUUGGCUGAAGAAGAUACAACAGGAAUGGACAAUCUUACAGAAUGAUUUACCAGAUGAUAUUCAUGUUAGAGUUUAUGAGGAAAGGAUGGAUCUUCUGAGGGCCUGCAUUGUUGGAGCAGCUGGAACGCCUUAUCAUGAUAAUAUAUUUUUCUUUGAUAUUUUCUUUCCACCUACUUAUCCUCAUGAACCACCUUCUGUUCACUAUCACUCUGGAGGCCUCCGCCUGAACCCAAACUUGUACGAAUCAGGCAAAGUAUGUCUAAGCCUGCUGAAGACAUGGGCAGGAACUGGUAAUGAGGUGUGGAAUCCAGAUGGCUCGACUGUUCUUCAACUGCUGCUAUCCCUUCAGGCUCUUGUGCUCAACGAGAAGCCUUACUUCAACGAGGCGGGCUACGACAAAUUUGUGGGGAAAGCUGAUGGAGAGAAGAACUCCAUCACUUACAAUGAGAAUACAUUCUUGCUGUCGUGCAAGUCCAUGAUGUACAUUCUGCACAAACCACCAAAGCAUUUUGAGAAUUUUGUCAAGGAGCACUUCACUUCCCGUGCACCUCACAUCCUUGAAGCCUGUGACGCGUACCUCAGUGGCGACCUAGUCGGCCAUGCACGUGACACUGCGUACGUAUCAGACGACGGCUGUAAGAACUGCUCCACCGGGUUCAAGAUCAUGCUCGGCAAGCUACUGCCGAAGCUCGUCGCCGCCUUCUCUGAAGCCGGGAUCGCCUCCGGCCAGUAGCUUCAGAGCAGGCGCGCCUUCGCUGUGGCCAUGAUGACGAUGGCAUUCCGUAACACGACACCGGUACUGUAUAGAUUUUUGCAAUAAAAUGCUGCCCUGGUACAGAUGUCCCGUGUGCAUAGUAGCUUGUAAGUUUGGAACAUUAAUUUGUGUGUGAUUGGUAAACUGGGAUGGUGCCACAGAUGAGAGAGGCAGCUGGUUUGGUCUGUGCUGUGCUUUGAGAGUGUGAUGGAAGUAUGUAAAUUGUGUGUGUUCAGAAGCCUUGCACUAGCUACCACAGUGAACAUGGCUAAACUGAUACUUAUUGUAUUCUCUUGUUUGUAUAUACUGUAUAAUAUUUUAUCUGUGA